Messenger RNA from Lucilia cuprina (Australian sheep blowfly), 1437 nucleotides. RefSeq lists its product as uncharacterized. NCBI's taxonomy places the organism in Eukaryota, Metazoa, Arthropoda, Insecta, Diptera, Calliphoridae. The coding region runs from base 61 to 1230 and encodes 389 amino acids. The transcript has 2 exons. The record is from RefSeq and is a predicted model, not a curated record.
CGGACGCUUAAUAUUUAAUUAUUUUUUAUUUCAUAAAAAUUUGUAUUUAUCUUUAAAAAUAUGAAUCGAACCGAAGAGUAUUGCAUAGCUAUUGCACUCGCCCAAGCUAUUAAACAAAAACAACAGAAAAAAAGAAAGCGUCUUUGGAUGAAAGAAUGUUUUAGGAAAAGAAAUCAAUUUACGCAUGAAACACUGCUUAAUGAACUGAAAAUGGGUACGACUGGUGAUUUUGCCAUAGAUGAAGAUUCCUUUGAGGAAAUUUUAACAUUAGUUGGACCUAAAAUACAAAAACAAGAUACACAAAUGCGCGAGGCCAUCUCACCGGCUCAACGUUUAACGAUAACUUUAUAUUAUCUGGCUACAGGCAAAUCAUUUGCAGAUUUAAAAAGUAUUAGCUAUAUAUCGGAACGUGCUAUAGGACGAAUUGUUUUGGAAACAUGCAACGAAAUAAACAAUACAUUAGCUAAUUAUAUAAAGCUGCCGUCCAACAAAGAUGAGUGGAAGAAACAUGCAGCAAACAUUUAUCACAAUUCAAAUUUUCCCAAUUGUUUAGGUGUAAUCAAUGGAAAACACAUACCAAUAAGAAAACCAACAAAAUCUACUGCCUUAAAUUACUAUAACUAUAGAAAAUUCUUUAGCCUAGUCCUAAUGGCAAUAGUAGAUGCAAAUUAUGAAUUCAUAAUGGUGGAUGUUGACACAAAUGGCGCAGUAUGCGAUGGUUAUGGCAAUACAACAUUUGUAAGGACAUUAACUGAAAAUGGAUUAAAUCUACCAAAAUCGGGCAUUUUACCAUCAAGCGAACAGGAAUUACCUUAUGUUUUUGUUGGUGAUAGUGGUUUUCAACUAACCAAUAAUAUCCUAACAUCAUAUUCACAAUUGUAUCUAAGCGAAGAGGAAAGUAUUUACAAUUAUCGUUUUAGCUGCGCCCAACGUAUUGCGGAAAAUGCUUUUAACAUAUUACUUUCACGAUUUAAAGUUUUACAAAGAACAAUUGGUCUAGCACCGGAAAAAGUUCAAAUUAUUAUUUUAACUUGUUGUUAUUUACAUAAUUUUUGGCUGCGAAAGAUGAAGCAGAAUGGUAUUUGUGUAGAAUCAGUUAACUAUCAUCUUUCUACACCGUUGCAAAGAACUCAUUGUAGAAAUGCAACAAGUAGUGCUCAAUUAGUGCGAGAACAAUUUUGCAGUUAUUUUAAUAAUGAAGGCAAAGUCUUGUGGCAAAUUGCAAAUUAAGUAACUACAUAUGUAUGUAUAUUUUCAGAUAAUCACUUCUAUAGUGUAAUCUAUGGUAAACAUUGUCGUCUAUAAUGUAAUCUAUAGUAAAAUAAGUAGAAAAGUAUAGUCGGGCAUGGCCGACCAUAUAAUACCCUACACCAUGAGUAUAUUUUUAAGUUUUUAUUAUUUUUUUUUUUUAUAAAGAAACUUUUAUGUUGAAUAAUA